This is a messenger RNA of Pollicipes pollicipes, 1502 nucleotides long. RefSeq names its product phospholipase ABHD3. Gene Ontology annotation, molecular function: acetylesterase activity; monoacylglycerol lipase activity. The coding region runs from base 352 to 1482 and encodes 376 amino acids. The record is from RefSeq and is a predicted model, not a curated record. Gene Ontology annotation, biological process: medium-chain fatty acid biosynthetic process; medium-chain fatty acid catabolic process. The transcript is spliced from 9 exons. NCBI's taxonomy places the organism in Eukaryota, Metazoa, Arthropoda, Thecostraca, Pollicipedomorpha, Pollicipedidae.
CUCUAUUGAUGAAGAUCAUUGUUCAUAUCCUCCUAAAAAAGAUGCAUGCAAACAGCAGCAACUGUGCUUAUCUGGUUUUAGACAACAAUAUCAAGGCAACAGUGCUAGUCAUAUGGCAUGACUGCCUAGUAAUUAUUUAAUGUAUGGUGGUUGGAAAACAAUUAUAUUGUGCUGUUUUUCACAAGUUUUGAUAUUGGUUUUCAGGGAUUAUUCAGUGCUUUUGAUGUAAUCUAGAAGAUAAUGUGAGAAUGGCGAUCAGGGACCAUGGAUUUCUGGCUGCAGACAUUGCAUAAAUGCUCAUGAAAAUACUUUUCAUUAAAUGAUUUGGGCAUUAUUGGUUACAAAUGUAGUAUGAAAUACAGGAAGUAUCAUCCAUACUGCACAAGAAUGGUGCCGGUGACGGCGGUAAAGGCGGACAGCAAGUUCGGCCGCUUCCUGGAGUCGCACCUGUCCAUCCUGCAGGAGAAGUACUGGCCGACGCCCUGGUGUCUGGAGGCGCGCCUGCAGACCAUCCUGGGCAGCCUGUUCCGCAGUCAGCUGCCGGUCAUCGACUAUGAGAGGGAGCUGGUGGACCUGCCGGACGGCGGCGUCGUGGCGCUGGACUGGCACCGGAGCGCCUUCAGGGCGACCCGGGGCCGCGAGGACGCCCACCCGAUCGUGUUGCUGGUGCCCGGACUGACAGGCAGCAGUCAGUCGGACUACAUCCGCAGCCUGAUCCUGGUGUCGGAGCGCAUCGGAGCCAGCUGUGUGGUGCUGAACCAGCGGGGACGCGGCGGCGUCCAGCUGAAGACGCCGCGGACGUACUGCGCGGCCAACAGCGAUGACCUGGGAUACGUGAUCGACCGCCUGCACAGCGCGCACCCACGCGCCAGGAUUGUGCUCACCGGCAUCUCCCUCGGAGGGAUGAUCGUGGGCAACUACCUGCAGCAGCAGUCGGCUGCGGCCGUCGACAAGGUGCUGGCCGCCAUGAUCAUCUCGGUGCCCUGGAACGUGUUCGUCGGCACCGCCAGUCUGGAGACGCCCGUCAUCAAUCUGAUGCUCAACAAGCACCUGGCCGAGUGCCUGGUGGACUCGGUCAAACUGCAUGAGAAAGUCAUCAACACUGCUGGAGUACCGUGGGAUUUCCAGGAGGUGGUGAAGUCGCGCACGAUCCGCGAGUUCGACGCGUCGUUCGUGGUGAAGCAGUUCGGCUUCCGCGACGUGGAGGACUACUACUCGGCGGCGACGCUGACCGACAAGCUGCACCGCAUCAAGGUGCCGCUGCUCGGGCUCAACGCCGCCGACGACCCCUUCAUCCCGUGCUCCGGAGUACCCCUGGAGGCCGUGCAGAAGACGUCGCACGUGGCCAUCGUGCUGACGUCGCACGGCGGCCAUAUCGGCUUCAUGGAGGGCAUGCUGCCGUUCGGACAGAACUACAUCGAUCGCAUAUUCGCGGAGUACUGCCGCGCCGCGCUGGCCAACCCGGAGCUGAUCCAGCAGUAGAGUACUGCCGCGCCGCGCUG